Molecule: messenger RNA, 742 nt
Organism: Salvia miltiorrhiza (redroot sage)
Lineage: Eukaryota; Viridiplantae; Streptophyta; Magnoliopsida; Lamiales; Lamiaceae
Product: cysteine-rich and transmembrane domain-containing protein WIH2
Exons: 3
Coding region: 227-508 (93 amino acids)
Cellular component (GO): plasma membrane
Source: RefSeq, a predicted model, not a curated record
UUGCCUUCCCCACUAAGGUUAGUGGCUAAAUAUGCUACCCUGAGAGAUAAAUAAAAUAAAAAAUAAUAUUUUUUUGGGUCACACCUAUAUAAAAACCUGCCCAUCUCUACAAUAUCGUCCGUCUUCUCUUUUUCUCUCUCUAGAGAAGAAAAUUCUCUCUCCGCGCAAGUACAGAAAUCCAUCAGUUCAUACUUUAUCCAUCAAGAGAAAAAUUCCUUUGUAGAUCAUGAGUUAUUACAAUCAGAAUCAACCCCCAGUCGGUGUACCUCCGCCUCAAGGUUACCCGCCGGAGGGCUACCCUAAGGAUGCAUAUCCGCCGGCGGGAUACCCGCCGCAGGGGUACCCGCAGGCGCAGGGAUACCCACCCCAGGGAUAUCCGCCGCAGUACGCCCCCCAGUACGGCCAGCCGCCGCAGCACCAGCAGCAACAGCAAUCCGGUAGUCCAGGAUUCAUGGAAGGAUGUUUGGCUGCUCUCUGCUGCUGUUGUCUCCUUGAUGCAUGCUUCUGAUGAGUGAUGAAGAAAUUGUGAAAGGGAUUUGCUUCGAAAAGGGGAAAGAAUUGAAGGCCCUCUGAUUUUGGCUUUAUUGAUUCUUAUACCAAAACCCUCGUCAUUAUCUACAUCUUUGUUUUUUUUCCUCUCUUUAAUAAUUUCUGGACUUAACUUGGAUUUGUGAGUAAUGAAUUUUUUAUCCGUUGGUGUAAAUUCCAAUUAAUGGAGAAUUGUCAUUUUGUUCUAGGCGUA